CCGAAAAGGAUCAAUGAAGAUCUGGCCUCUUCCUGUCCCAGAACAACCAUGGCAAGUGGUUAGCCUGGACUUCAUCACCGGGUUACCACCUACCACCAGCGGUCAUGGCGCCAUCCUUGUCGUCAUCGACAAAUUCUCCAAAAUGGGACACUUCAUCCCGACACACACGACAGCACGCACCGAAGAAACAGCACAACUCUUCGUUCGAUACAUCAUCUCACAACAUGGCAUUCCAACCACACUCAUCUCCGACCGAGACCCUAAGUUCACCAGCAAGUUCUGGAAGGAACUUAUGUCUCUCCUCGGAACAAAACUCGCCAUGUCAUCUGCUUACCACCCGCAGACAGACGGACACACCGAGCGCCUCAACCAAAUUGUUAAGCAACUCCUCCGAGCAGCCUACAAGGACGAGAUCUCCAAAUGGGGCUUGCACCUGCCCGUUCUAGAGUUUGCUUACAACAACGCUACACAUGCCGCUACGGGUCAGACGCCGUUCUUCCUCUGCUACGGACGCCACCCACUCACACCAAAAAAACCGACAACAUCAGCUACAGUCCAACCUGCGCAUGAUUUUAUCACAACCAUGCAUCAGCUUUGGGAUCGGACCCACAAGCGCCUCCUCGACAUUCAACAGCAACAGAAGCGCCAGGCCGAUCGCCAUCACAACGACCACACCAUUACCGUGGGAGACCAGGUGCUCCUUGACACCCGCAACCUUGACAUCAGCCAACUUCCAUUCAAACUUCGACCUCGCUUCUGCGGGCCUUUUCUCGUUGAAGCACAGGUCACUCCUGUUACCUUCCGCUUACGCCUGCCAGCUACCUGGAAGAUUCACAACGCCUUCCAUGUCCAACUUCUGAAGCCCUAUCGGGAUCCGAACACGAUCUUCGUCAGACGCCAACCGCCGCCGCCACCGCCCGUCCUCGUCCAGAAUGAACCCGAGUACGAGGUCGAGUCCGUGCUUGCACACCGCCGUCGUCAGAAUGGCACCGUGGAGCUUCUCAUCCGUUGGAAGGGUUAUGAUCCUUCUGAGGACAGCUGGGUACAUGAGUCCGACAUGGGUAACGCCCGUCGUCCUCUGCAUGACUACCUUGCGUAGCAUGGCGUCCGCCAUUGCGCAACCUCAAC
Messenger RNA from Closterium sp. NIES-67, 1128 nucleotides. Lineage: Eukaryota; Viridiplantae; Streptophyta; Zygnematophyceae; Desmidiales; Closteriaceae. The record is from the annotation of a GenBank genome assembly.